Messenger RNA from Columba livia (rock pigeon), 930 nucleotides. It is a transcript of the gene FKBP3, whose product is annotated as FKBP prolyl isomerase 3. The record is from RefSeq and is a predicted model, not a curated record. Gene Ontology annotation, molecular function: peptidyl-prolyl cis-trans isomerase activity. The transcript has 7 exons. The coding region runs from base 73 to 750 and encodes 225 amino acids. NCBI's taxonomy places the organism in Eukaryota, Metazoa, Chordata, Aves, Columbiformes, Columbidae.
GGCGCCCGCCGGGUAGCUUGGGCGGUGCGAAAGGAGGAGGAGGAGGAGGAGGAGGUGGCGGCGGGCGGGAAGAUGGCGGCGGCGGCGUGUCCGGCGCAGCCCUGGAGCGCGGAGGAGCUGCGGAGCGAGGCGCUGCCCAAGAAGGACAUCAUUAAGUUCCUGCAAGAACACGCGGCGCAGGCGUUCCUGGCCGAGCACAAGCUGCUGGGGCAAGUGAAGAACGUGGCGAAGACGGCGAACAAGGAGCAGCUGAUCGCGGCCUACACGCAGCUGUUCCGGAGCAAGCGCUUCAAGGGCUCGGACGGCGAGGAGAAGGCGGCGGAGAAGGCGAAGCCCGCAAAGGCGGAGGAGAGCAAGGGGAAGGCGGCCAAGAGCGAGGAGGCCGCGGAGGAGGGGCCACCAAAGUACACAAAAUCAAUUUUGAAGAAGGGCGAUAAAACCAACUUUCCAAAGAAAGGAGACACUGUUCAUUGCUGGUACACAGGAAAACUACAGGAUGGAACAGUCUUCGACACCAAUGUUCAAACAAGUGCCAAGAAGAAAAAAGCAGCCAAACCCUUCAGUUUCAAAGUUGGCGUAGGAAAAGUCAUCAGAGGUUGGGAUGAAGCGCUCUUAACAAUGAGUAAAGGAGAGAAGGCUCAACUGGAAAUCGAACCAGAGUGGGCGUACGGCAAGAAAGGGCAGCCCGAUGCCAAGAUUCCACCAAAUGCAAAACUUCUAUUUGAAGUGGAACUGGUGGAUAUCGAAUGAAGUUUCCUUUGCUGCUGGGAAUCCAUUUAUGAUCAAGAAAGCUUCUGAGAAUGCAGUUUUGCUCUUGUGACUUGAGGAUUUAGUUACAACUGUGGCCUUGUCCUGAAAUGAAGUUUGCUUUCCCUCCCCCAACUGCUGUACAGUGCCGUACCACUAAAGCCAACCUCGUUUAUAAUGCAA